Molecule: messenger RNA, 3828 nt
Organism: Gaeumannomyces tritici R3-111a-1
Lineage: Eukaryota; Fungi; Ascomycota; Sordariomycetes; Magnaporthales; Magnaporthaceae
Exons: 5
Coding region: 979-3207 (742 amino acids)
Biological process (GO): termination of RNA polymerase II transcription
Cellular component (GO): mRNA cleavage factor complex; cytoplasm
Molecular function (GO): RNA polymerase II complex binding; mRNA binding
Source: RefSeq, a predicted model, not a curated record
CUCUUUUUCUACCCACUUCACGCGCGUCUGACGACUUCCUUUUUUGCUCUCCCUUGAAACCGCAGUCAUCGACAAGCCCAGACGACACGUCGCGCUCACUGAGCUUGUCGCUCACACCAUUCCUCACCUCCGCGACCUCUUUGACGCUUACUUAAGUAUAAUUCUCAGCUGUUGCGACGUUUGUGACGACAAUCGAUUUCCCAUUCCCGUCGCGCGCGGUUUGUCGGCCUCCGAUCCCGACAGCAGCGCUCCCAACUGUUUCCCACACCCUGUUCGCCCCGUUUGCAACCCGCCCGGCGUAGACAGCCUGUCGAUCCGUCCUGUUCCAAUCCCUGCGUUCCCCUCGACUCACAACAGCUCGUUGCGUGGUUUGUGUCUGGGCCAGCUGGGCGCUUCUUGGACCUCGGUUAGACGGUGGAGCGGCGCGCUCAUCGUUCGGGGCCUCUUUUUGCCUGCUCUCUCGCCAGACGGACACUGUUCCAGUGUUGGGAUAACCUGUACCGAGGGAGGGCAGAGGAGGGGGCGAGAUAAGAAAAAAACAAGAAUCACUCGCGCAAGAAAAGAGGGCUGCAAAGAAAUAAGAGAGAUUGCGCGAACCGUGGGAAAGGGGAGUGAAAGGGAAGGGCUUUUAGCAGUUGGACAUUGAUAGAACAUCCUGCCGCUGCGCUGCUGCUUCUGCCGCUGCACUUUUCCUUCGCUUUUGUCUGGCGCGUCAAGUUGCAAACGCCCAUCCGCGCAGAACCAGCCUCUGAUUUGCCGGCUGAUUCACUAUCAUAAUCUUACCCCACGCCCACAUUCUUGAUCAUUUUUGAGACCGACCAAGGGAGAGGAAUAACGGCAACCAACAUCGUCACAUCACGUCGCCGCUCAGGAGUCUGCCUGCCCAGGCAGCUCCUCUUCCCCGCGUGCUACGACAACAAAGCGCAGCCACAGCGGUCUUCUUUUUCUCUCUAGUCCCUUUCUUGUCUCGUCACGACCAUGUCAGAGGAGGAUCAUGCGGCGGCGGUGGCCGAGGACUACCGCGAUGCGCUGGAUGGACUGACCAUGAACUCGAGGGUUGAGAUCAGCAACCUGACUCUGAUAGCGCGCGAAAACACAGAGGCGGCACACGCCAUUGCCGAGGUUCUGAUAGACCACAUUAAACAAGUGGUCGCCCCGAGAAAAUUGCCGGCCCUCUAUCUCCUGGACUCGAUCGUGAAAAACGUCGGAACGCCCUACACACUCUUCUUCGGCCGGAAGCUCUACCAGACCUUCAUGGAGGCCUACGCCUCGGUCGACAAUGGUACGCGGCGCAAGAUGGACGAGAUGCUCAAGACGUGGAAGGAGCCCGUACCCGGCUCGCUGGACACCAGACCCGUGUUCCCGCCCGACACGGUCCGCCCGAUCGAGAACGCGCUCAUAAAGGCGAGGACAUCGGCCCUGCAGGCCCAGCAGGAGCAGAUGCGCAGCCAGCAGCAACUCCUCACCGGCGGCCGCGGCAGACCACCGCCCAACGGCCCAUACCGCGAGACCCCGACGCCCCCUGGCGGGCCUCGGAACCCUUACGGCCACGCGUUUGCUCCUCCUCCUAGCGGACCCAACGGCAGGCCGUCAGAACCCCCAUUGAUGCAGGGGUUUCCCGCGCAUCACAACCCUCAGGGAAUGCCGAUACUGUCCCACCAGCCACCGCCGUCCGCACCGGCAGCGCUUCCAUAUGGGCCGCCGGCGCAUGACGGUGUAAGCAUAGAUGCCUUGAACAAUGAUAUCACGCAGCUGGUGUCGGCAACAAGGAUGGAUAUUGCGAGGAACCCGUAUGACGCUGUGUUGCAGACAAAACUCAAGGCGCUGUUGGACCUGCAAGUGAUACUGCAGCAGGGGAGCCUGCCGAGGGAUCAGCUAGUGCUUGUCAAGAAUCAGGUUGAUGAACUGUCCGUAAAGAACAGGGCCGGCUCUCAUGCGGCCCACGCGCCCCAGCAGCAGCAGUACCCUCCAGCGGCAGCACCAGACUAUGCCCGCUACAGCACCCACACGCCCCCGGUCGCCGCCCCAGUAGCACCCCCGGCAUCGGCGCCCCCGGCCGUGCCGCUCUCGUUGGACGCGCUGCUAGGCAAGGGAGCGCUGGCCGCGCUGUUGGCCGCCGGCCGCCAGACGGCAACGCCGCAGCAGGGAGGAGCAGCAGCAGCAGCGCCGCCACCACCACCACCGCCGCAGCCUGGGGUCACGCCCGCGCUCCCGGCCGGCCUGGCUGCUAUUCUCCGACCGCCACCACCGGCUGUGGCACCAGCGGGUGCACCGGCACCUCCCGCCGCGGCAGACCCCAUGGCGCUGAUGGCCAUGCUGCGCUCCUCGGGCCUGCUCCCGCCUACUCCGGUGCCGGCUGGACCCGUGGGUGUUGCUGCCGUUCCAGUGAUUGCGCCGACUCCGGUCUCUCUCGGCAUGACCCUGCCCGGCGUCAUUUCGACGACGGGGCCUGUGUUCAACGAGGCCCUCGGAGACAUUUCUCUGAACAGUCAGUCAUUGAAGCGCCCACGCCUCUACCUCAUCGCAACUCUGCACGAGGACCUCGGCAAGCCAUGCACGCAGUGCGGGCGCCGGUUCAGGAACGACGCCAAGGGCAAGGCCAUGAAGACGGCGCACAUGGACUGGCACUUCCGGGUGCACCAGCGGCUCGCCGAGGCCGAGAAGAAGGGCCACCACCGCAGCUUCUACGUCGACGAGAAGGAUUGGAUCUCGUCGCGCGAGACCAUGGACACGGACCACACCGACGCCGGCGGCGCCAACGGGCUCCAGGGUGGUGGUGGUGGGGCCGUUGCCGACGAGGCGGCCGACGGCGCGGGAGGCGAUGCCGGAGGCAACAACAACAAGAAGAAGGCUGGCGGCGGCGGUGGUGGCGGCGCGCGCUGGAUCCGGGUGCCCGACGUCGGCACCACAAACACCGUCUGCCCCAUCUGCCAGGAGAAGUUCGUGAUGCAGUGGCUCGAGGAGGCCCAGGACUGGGUCUGGACCGACGCCGCGCGCGUCGGGCCCGACCGCGUGUUCCACGCCUCGUGCCACAGCGAGGUGACGGGCGGCGACGCCGGCGGCGGCGGCGGAGUCAUGGGCAGGCAUGCGCGCGGCACGCCAGAGCCCGUGCUGGGCAAGCGGAAGGCUGAGCAGGGUGACCACCGGAUGCGGAACAAGCUCAAGAUGGACCCCGGGCGUAUAAACUACGACGAGCUGCCGUACUGACGGCAAGGCUCGCUGGGCUGUACGGGGGCAGAGUGGGCUGGUGUGGCUUGUGGGUUGUUUGAGACGUUUUGUCGUCCUUACUCCUGUACACGACCCUGUCUGUCAUGCCCGCUGUUCCAAGCUGUAAGGAUGGCAAUCGACGUGUUUUGCUACAGCACAUACCGAACACCUUGCUAUUGGCGGCUGCAAGAGCAAGGGGAAGGAAAGGAGGGCGCUUGUUCUGUGGCGCAGCUAUACGACGCUGCUAGCCACGGGAGCUCGAGCUUGGGGGAGGGUAUGCUGCCUGCUCACCCGGUACCCAUGUUUGGGUAGCAUAGGGGGACAGGCAUGGAGAUGUGUCGGCGUGGAAGUGUUCCGUCCAAGACGACAUGACAUGGUGAGGUCCCAGAUCCGACGGGAGGGAAGGGUCUUCAUUGUACAAGGUAUAUGGGAGGGGAAACGGUGGCAUCGAUCUCGUUUCUUUUUUUUUCUGCAUCACAUAAACGGAUGGGAAAAAUCCGUACAGGCGGGAGAGGCGCUCUUUUUGCUGUUUCUAGCUGGUAAGCACGCUGGCUGGCCAGGGAUCGGCUGCGUGCUACCUUUUGAGUGUGUCUUGUGUCAAUAAAAGACUUUUUGAGGCCA